UUCCUCAUUGUUUAGGCCACAGCGCCAUGUUCCGGGAAUGACAAGCAGGCAGACGUAUUCACCAACAGUCAGCUAAAAUAGGACGGAAUAGGUUUAGGACUAACUAAUUGACAACGGUGCCCUAAGGAUACGAGAAAUAAAGGUGGAUGAAGUGGAGCCAGGCUGCAUUCGAGGGUGAUCCCUCAGCGGCCAUGAUGGCAGGUAGACAUAUACCUCACCCCACACCUCCCCAGCCCAUCAGACCUCAGUUGCAGGUGCAGGGCCAGUAUAUGGAAUAUGGCAGAUCACUUGCUCGUUCUCAAGAUGAUGAGCAAGUGAAUUAUUUUUACCAACGACCCCAUAACGACAACGACUUUGCCUACCAGAAGGGGCAUCGAUGGGCAGUUGGAGAUGAUUCUGUCAUCGAUGUAAGUAGAGAGAAGUGGGUGAAUGGCAGCGUGAUGUAUAAUGAACUGGAAAAUGGUGGAGAGCAGUUUACCGCAAUGAGGAGGGUUAGCAGACGAGUGGAAUACGGACAGCAGAUUGCGCCUGCGAAAAAGUUAUGGGGAGUGGAAGAGGGAAAGGCAGACAAUAAGGGAAUAUUCAACAUAGGAGAGGCGUCUUGGAGAGAAGCAACAUGGAGCACAGGCACAGGUCAUGCCACUGGUCCACACCAUCACGGUGUGGGCCAGAGUCACGGGUUAGGUAUGGGCGUAGGACAGAGGGGUCAUGGGCGACCACAGUUCCCUGGGGGCGACUCCGUGUUAUCACCACGCGCCACUGACCACACUGGAGUCGGCCUCAAGAUGGUCGAAUACGUCCUGGCCUCCUCACCCACCGGGAAGGAUCUCGACGCCCGCAUGGCCAACCUCGCCCUCAGAAACGGAGGUGUGGACAGUACCAAGGACAAGAAAGAUAAGGCUCCUUCACCUUUUGACUCCGCGAAAAAGGAUGUAGAGAACGGCAACGCCCCACAGGCAAACGGAAUAGUACAGAACGGACUCGACGACGACAAAACUUUUAAUGUGUUGCAAUCUCACAGCCGGACGCCGGGGAGCAGACAGGGAUCGCCGUCGGAAGAAGACCUCAACAAAAACGGCAUGGUACCGGGCGUAGGUGUCAAAGAACCUGAGUUGGUGGGCGGUGGCGUGGUGAUGGGCGGCCCUGGAGCACAAGUUUUAGGACAUCUCGAUCAUUCGGGGUUCGACGGCGUGGGCGGCGGAGCUGUGGGCGGCAUGGGUGGCCCUGCAGGCAUGUUAGACCCAAGCAUGAGCGGUGCGGGCGGACCCUUCUCCUCUCCUGCAGGACCUGACUACAACAAUAUGGCCACCAGCAUGCCCAUGGACUCUCCUACCUUACUGCCCGCCCCAGGGGGACCUCAGCCACAGAACUUUACAGACAGUCAGCAGUUGUUCCGAAAUGCUCAGCAACAACAACAACAGGGAGGGCCCAACCACCAGCAGAUCCAACUACUCGCCCAACAGCAGUACUUGGCCGCACAAGCUGCCCAACAGCAGGGUCUGGCAGCACCACCAGCAGCCUUUAGUGCACCUUACGUGAUCAAUGCUCAGGAGCCAUAUGUGGGCACACUUAUUACUGGUCCAACAGCAGUGAUUCCUCAGUACUAUGGGGUGCACUGGGGUGUAUAUCCAGCGAAUAUAAUCCAGCAACAAGGCCCAGGUGGUCAACCACGACGACCAAUUUCUCCAUCUCAAACUAGUGAGGUUACCAGUCAAAGUAAUGGUAACUUGGCUGCAUCAGCUGCAGCAGCAGCAGGCAACAUGCAGGGUCCACUUUCUCAGUACCAGCAGGUAAUCCCGGCUUACUAUGACCAAAAUGGCACAGUAUUGAUGGGUAAUCUCCGAGGUGUUGGUAAUGGAGCUCCAGUUCGGUUGGUCUCUCCUGCGCCGGUCCUUAUCAAUGGUGCCAAUGGUGCCCAGGCUGCUGCUGCCAAUAACAUGCGCCUCCUAGGCAACCAGGCCCCUCAAAUUGGAACACCACCAGCCUCUCUCUACAAUAACAGCCAGACUCCGAGCCUCAACAGCAGCCAAACCUUCACUGGGAGCACACUCGCUGAUUCCCUAUCGCAAGGCCUGCAGACUUCCAAUGCACUAACAGGCAACAACUACUCGUUGGGUCUGCAAACUAGUAGUCUAGGUUUUGGCAAUAGCACCCUGGGCACCAUUGGAUCCCCUGCUAUUGGCAAUUUAGGUGGUGGUUUGGGCAGCAGCAGUAUGGGUCGUCGUGAUUCUCUUGACCGCACCACAUCAGUUUUAUCCCCACUCUCUCAAGAUUUUCGAAGUGCUAAAUGGACUAGCAAUUAUGGAGCUUUAGGAACUGUAACAGCAUCUCCUGGACCAAUUGGUCUCACCUCAGGUAGUCUUACUCCACCACCCAGCUUGAGUAAUACCUCCUCAGCAUUGCCCCUUGGAGCUCUCAUGUCUGGAAAUCGUGUCAUUUCGGCUGCACCUGGAGCAGAGGCCAAGUUCCGCAAUGGCUCCACCAAUGGCAUGUUCAACUCGGGUGGACCAUCAUCUUUAUUCCCACCAUUAAAGCGAAAUUUGAGUUUGGACAAAUGCACUGGUCGUUCACGCCUUCUGGAGGAUUUUCGCAACAACCGCUUUCCGAAUCUCCAACUAAGAGACUUGGCCAACCAUAUUGUGGAGUUCAGCCAAGAUCAACAUGGCUCAAGGUUUAUUCAGCAGAAAUUAGAACGAGCAACACCAGCUGAAAAACAAAUGGUCUUCAACGAAAUUUUGACAGCAGCUUACUCUCUUAUGACAGAUGUUUUUGGGAAUUACGUAAUCCAAAAGUUCUUCGAAUUUGGCACACCCGAUCAGAAAACUGUAUUGGCAAACAAGAUUCGUGGUCAUGUCUUACCUCUAGCGUUGCAGAUGUAUGGAUGUCGCGUUAUUCAGAAGGCAUUGGAAUGCAUUACUCAAGACCAACAGAAGGAUAUUGUUCGCGAGCUUGAUGGUCAUGUACUGAAGUGCGUUAAGGACCAAAAUGGCAACCAUGUUGUGCAGAAGUGCAUUGAGUGCGUGGACCCAAUGGCCUUACAGUUCAUCAUAAAUGCCUUCCAGGGGCAAGUGUUCACGCUGUCAACACACCCAUAUGGCUGUCGUGUAAUCCAACGCAUUUUGGAGCAUUGCACUGGUGACCAAACAUCUCCUGUGUUAGAGGAAUUACAUCAACAUACAGAACAGCUUCUACAAGAUCAGUAUGGUAAUUACGUCAUCCAGCAUGUGCUAGAACAUGGCAAACCAGAGGACAAGAGUAAAAUUGUGGGUGUGGUCCGAGGAGGAGUCCUGAAACUAUCUCAGCACAAAUUUGCCUCAAAUGUUGUUGAGAAAUGUGUAACGCAUGCCACCCGCGCUGAGAGGGCCAUGCUCAUUGAGGAGGUAAACGUGUGUGGUUACAGUGACAAUUCUCACAGCUCACUUCUUGUAUUAAUGAAGGACCAGUAUGCCAACUAUGUGGUGCAGAAGAUGAUUGAUGUAGCUGAACCUGCUCAGCGGAAGAUGCUUAUGCACAAGAUCCGCCCACACAUUUCCACCCUACGCAAAUAUACGUAUGGUAAACACAUUUUGGCCAAACUGGAGAAAUACUUCAUAAAGAAUGCCCCUGACACUAUGGGUCCCAGUAUGACAAGUCCCCUUUAAGCUGCCCUCACCACAGCUCGACCACCGCUUGCCACAUGCCACUGCUCCAACAAGGGAAAAUGCUAACAUUUUUUUUUUCCCCUGAAAAUUUUUUACAACUUUUUAAGCACGCAGUUUAUCUUUAAGAUACUGUCAGUGGUGUGAAGCACAUAUGUUAGCUAUAGUGAUGUUAUCAAUUAUACAUGAUCUGAUGUGUAUAAUGAUUUUUUUUUUCUUAAAACCUUAUUGAUUAAAUGAAUGGAAGUAAAGGUUUUUAUAAAAAUUAAUUUGAAACACAUUAUCAAGGAGCAUAAUCAGUGAAAUCUGAUUGCAUAUAAUACAGGAGAUCAUAUGUUUGUUUUCUCUCCCAUGAAUGAACCUUAAGUGAAGGUAAUUUAUCAGUUACAGAUACUUGAGUUCCUAGUUAUUUUUACACUGUAAAAAUCUAGGAUGACCAAAUCUUUUAUUUUAAACCUUAAAUAUGAUAGAUGGACUUGGACAUUUUCUACUUGAUUUUAUUUAUCCCAAGUUAAGCUCUUGUUACAGACAAGCAUAUCUUUCAUUACAAAUUUGAUGGUAACUUACCACAUAUCCCUUGAUCUGUCAGGUCUUAAAAAUGGGGGAAUAUUUCUUUGUAACAAUUUAAUACAUAUAUGAUUUUUGUUGUGAGAAUUCAAAGGCCAUUGAAAAAAUUAAUGUUAAUUCAAACUUAUUUUGGUGUGCCCUUAAUGCAUAGUAACUAUUCAGCUAGGCUCUUGUAGUGUGAUAGAGCAUGUUAUUCAUUAUUGUGGGCUUGUGGCUAUUUGCAUGAUUUUGCUGUAGUGAGCUUUUCCCAUAUAUAUCAAAUUUGAAUCUUAGAUAUAUAUAUACCUGUUUGCCACUUUUUACCCAAUUGGUAAAUGUUGUUACCUAACGUUGUAUUGCUCUUUCUUUCAUAUUAGUAGUGGUGUGUAAUGUUAGUAUUUAGAAGCUGUGUUUGCCUCAGUAGAGCAAACAUUGUACUUCUCAAGUGAUUAAAGCAGAGCAUGGAAGGCACCCCAUAUCUGAACACAAGCAAAGGUAAAGACAAAUCAUGAAGAAUUAUAUGUUCCCAGUAUCUGGCACUCAUGCACUGUAGAAUGGUAAGCACAGGUGUAGUCAGGUUGGAGCUGUUAGAAGCCAGUUCCUAAGAUUGACAAAGAUCCAUUGAAAACUUAUAUUGCUUUUUGUUCUUUGAGGUCCACAAUGGAAGUGGUUGGUGUUAUAAAGUGGAUGAUGUGGGAGGUGCCUACCCUGGCCCGUGUCCCGAUAACGGUGCGGGACUCUGCCCUCGUCCAGCCAAUGGGUCAUCUCGGCCUAGUGCACUGUAAAAUUUGAUGUACAUUGUAUCAACUGGUAUAUAUAAAGCAAUUUCAAUAUGUAAUAUUGGGCAUUACUGUAAAUCUGUACAGUCGAAUAUUCUAUAUUUUCUUACUUGUUUGUGUGUUUGUAAUGUCAGUGUGAUAAUACCACCACUAAAUCCGGCACAAUUGUGGCAAGUCAUGCCUGUGUGUUAGUAGACUGGUGUCUGGAUCAUCAUACAUUGUAAAAAUUUCAGUUGAACACUCACCAACCUUUUGUCUCACCAGCUGCAAACCAUUAGGACACUGGCACUUACACUGCAUUUUGAAGAUCCCACAUGACUGCUGUAAUUCCUUUCAAGGUUUUUAGCCUGUCAUUUGCAGUGCACUCACCUGGGGCUGGCAUUCAUGAGGAUGAGGAGGUGGAAAUAGCCUUUUCACCAUCAACAGAAUACUGUAUGUACAUUUCAGUGGUUUCUCCUCCGUUACUCUUGUAGCUGGCCACCAGGUCUAAAUAGCCCAGCUUUCUGGGUUAAAACCAUUAUUCUGCUUAAAUUCUCUUGGACCUGUAUGCAGACUGAACCAAGUGGCUUUUUUCCUUUGCACUGGGAAAUGUGCUUUACUGGUUUAUGAGAAUGAAGAGCAGUGUUAAUAGCUGUUAAUCUUGUAUCUUUGUAUCCCUGUACUUGAGCUCUUGCAGGCUGGAACAGGCCCAUGUGUUUAUACUGUAGAGCUCCUGCCCUUGCCAAAAGACCUAACAUUGUCAAAUUGUAAAUUCUGUGAAUAUUAUUGAAUUUUUUUGUGAGGCCAAUAUUGCGGCUUGUAAUGUAACAUUUUGUAAUAAAUUAGUGUACAGAAAAUGCUGAUGUGUACAUUUGGAACAUGUACCUUUUGUAAACGCCAUAUUGUACAGAGCACAUGGUGAUAUACUUCUGAGCUGUGUUACUGCUGUAUAGUAAAUUGUACAUACUGAUUAUGAAGCAAGAUCUUAGCUUGGCCUGUACCUGCCUGUUGAGCACUAGUUGUAUAUUACAUAUGUAGAUGUAAUUUUCUUGUAAACUGUAUUUUGUAUAUGUCCUAAGCUAACAGUAGUUGGUGUAAUAUUUACUGUCUUGAUCUCACAGUUCCUGCGGGGAAGAUGUGAAAUGUAAAAAUUUUGGUCCUUUUAUGCCUUGCUUGUAGUCUGCCAUCUUGGUUUGGGUCUUCACUCAUAGUUCAUAUUUACAGUUUUAAUCUGCCUUAGAUCUAAGUAGCAUAAAUUAAAAUUAAAACAUUUUCACUCUUCUCCAUGGAAAUGCUCUCUCCACCAAAUUGGCUCCUUGGUUCUGUAAUUAACUAGGUAAAACAUAAUGUCAUUAAAUAAUGUACUUGAAUUCAGAGUUGAUUAGGGGACCCAGUUGUCAAAACUGUACAUCUAUGUACAUUUUCAUAUUUGUAACCUUUGUUUGCCUUAGAUGUAGACGGACAUGGUCCUUUGACCCAAUUUUUGGCACUAGCUUCUCUCUUUGAAGUUUUUUAUUGUGUUCAUAUAUUCAUUCAAACUAUGUAAUCUUGUUCAGACUUCACAUUAAUUUGUUAAUGUUGAAGUGUUUGCACCAUGUCUGUUGAUAUUAGCAGUUAUUAAACAGUUUCGUGUAAUUUUUGUAUUGUUUGUAUUAGUGUAGUUAGCCUAGAGGUGUGCUAAUUGGCUGCGGGGCUUGCUUCCCCCUGACACGGCAAUUCUUGUGGUUCUCAAUUCUAAAGUUUUCAUUUCUUAUUUUCCCCUUAAUUAUUGUCUUCUCAUCCAAACUUCUAUCACUUGUUAUACCUUUCAUUGUACGAACAAGCUUUCUCUUUAACACAUAUAUCCACUGUUGCCAGAUCAGGGAAACAGUCCCUCAAGCCUUAACGCUAAACCUUGUCAUCCAGGCCACACUAGCGUGUACGUAGGACGUUUUCAACUGUAUUAUAUGUAAAAAUGUAUCUUAUACAAUAUGUAUAAAAUGGAGUGAUGCAUUCCAUCUGAACAUCCAAGGUUUUCUACCAAUGUGGAAAGGUGAACAGUUUGAUGGCCAACCGCUCCAGUUAGCUAUCCUCUGCCAGCAUUGUUUCUAGAGUUGUUACUGUUACUGGCCAGGGUGGAGGUAUGGCUUAGCCUCAGUAGCCCUUCUCUGUGCCCCCCUCCUGCCGUAAUCCCCGGCCACCCCACAACAACUUACGGCUCUCAGUGCUACCCCUUUUGGCCUGAAUCACGUGAAUCCUGCAAGUUGUAGACACAAACUAGAUUCCUUGCUCCAGCACUCGGUAAUCAUUAUUAUCAACAAUAAAUCUACAGCUUCUACAUCACCUACUUUACCAAAAUCUCUUUUUCUUACUGAUGUUAUCAGUAGAUCAAUUUCAAACCCUAACCUAAUAUGAAACCCACAUGAAGAUCAAGAGACAGUGCCUUGCCACUACUGCUUGUUAGCGAGGAGCGUGGAGAAUGGCAGAAUAGAGAGGGUGUCCUCCUGUAUGGAGGGUGGGGCUGGGCCAACCAAAAACCGCGUGGGCUGGCGCGGGCUGGUUGCAGCUCCUUCGAGGUGCUGCUGUACAAUCUUUUGUGAUCAUUAACUUGAGGCAGGAUUAUUUUUGUUAAUCUUUUACAUAUGUUUACUAUUCUCUUUAGACUAUUAACUUGCACUGAACAAGAUUUAACCUUGUCAGUUGUCCUAAUUAUUUUCACACAUUCUUCUGAAAGGUUCUCAAUCCAUUAUUUCUUACAUUUUCUGUCUGCACUUGUAUUUUUUUUGUCUAUAUAUAUAUAUAUAUAUAUGUGUCUCCCUGGACUCGUUGUGUGACCAGCCCAGCGUUCUUAACUUCUCACCAAUUUAUCAGUUCUGUGAUGUACAUGCUGUAUCAUAUGUAAUGGUCUACUCCAUUAAUAAACUUUCUGUAAUGUGAAA
Molecule: messenger RNA, 7860 nt
Organism: Homarus americanus (American lobster)
Lineage: Eukaryota; Metazoa; Arthropoda; Malacostraca; Decapoda; Nephropidae
Gene: pum
Product: pumilio homolog 2-like
Exons: 23
Coding region: 147-3641 (1164 amino acids)
Biological process (GO): miRNA processing; regulation of mRNA stability
Cellular component (GO): cytosol; cytoplasm
Molecular function (GO): mRNA 3'-UTR binding
Source: RefSeq, a predicted model, not a curated record